Molecule: messenger RNA, 870 nt
Organism: Penicillium antarcticum
Lineage: Eukaryota; Fungi; Ascomycota; Eurotiomycetes; Eurotiales; Aspergillaceae
Product: HPP family protein
Exons: 2
Coding region: 1-870 (289 amino acids)
Source: RefSeq, a predicted model, not a curated record
AUGACACCGUCCCCGCACGGGUCGGUGACCUUGUCUCACCCGUCGACCUGGCACUUUGAUAUCGACCGGUAUAUCAACCCGUUCGUGCCAGCGCCGCGAUGGCAUCUUGUUCCAAAACCUGUGGCUCGGAUGUUGGGAUAUCGAGAGGAAUCCCCUAAGCCUUUGGGUAAUAUCCAGAUCGCUAUCUGGUCGUUUUUCGGCGCAUUUUGUGGUGUUGCGUUGGUGGCAUCAGUCUCGAAACGAGUGCCCUCGUUCGAGGCCCGUGAUGCUCCGGCCAUUAUUGGAAGUUUCGGUGCCGCCGCGGUCCUUGAGUUCUGCGCCAUCGACUCGCCCUUUGCACAGCCUCGAAAUGCGAUCGUAAGUCAGAUGCUUGCAUGCAUCAUCGGUGUCGGGAUUUCGAAGUUGUUCGCCUUGAAUCCCCAUGCCGAAAGGUAUACCGAAUUUGGGGGUGCGCUUGCAUGUGGGAUUACCACAGCGGCCAUGGUUCUCACCAACACUGUACACCCACCGGCAGGUGCGACGGCUCUUCUGGCAGUGAUAAAUCCUCAGACCGUUGGGUUGGGCUGGUUUCUGAUUCCUGUGAUGAUGUUGGGCAUCACGCUCAUGCUGGCCGCGGCUGUGCUGAUCAACAAUGUGCAGGGGCGGUAUCCGCUUUAUUGGUGGACUUCACACCCAUUGGCUGCGCGUAGGAUGGAUUUGGAGAAGAUUCAACAUGAGAAACCACCGAGUUUCCCUCGUAACUACGAGGAUAGUCUGACGGAUGUUCCUCGAAGGCUAGUGAUGGAGCGGGGUGACAUUUCGGUGCCAGAUGGAGUGACACUUUCAGUGGAAGAGACAGAAGUAUUGGAGAAGAUUAGCAAAAGACUUUAA